GUGUUGACCUGAAGACCAAUCACCACAGGAUCUGAGGCCAGUACUUAUCUGCAGAUGAGCACGUGUGGCGACUGCUUUUGACCAUCCGUCCUGGUGAGCAGCCCCCAUCUAGAACAGCAGAAUGACAAGCUACACUGACAAAGGGGAAAAGCCAGAGAGAGGCAAGUUUUUGAGGUUCCACCAUGUGAAGUUCUGGGUGGGCAAUGCAAAACAGGCGGCAGGCUUCUACUGCGACAAGAUGGGCUUUGAGCCUUUGGCCUACAAAGGCCUGGAGACCGGCAGCAGAGAGGUGGUGUCCCACGUCAUCAAGCAGGAUAAGAUAUUGUUUGUCUUUGAAUCUGCUCUAAAUCCUGGAAAUGAAGAGAUGGGGGAGCAUCUCAUUCAACACGGGGAUGCUGUCAAGGACAUCGCGUUCCAAGUAGAAGACUGUGACUUUCUGGUCAAGAAAGCCAAAGAGAGGGGAGCAGUGAUAGUCAAAGAGCCGUGGGUGGAACAGGACAAGGAUGGCAAAGUGAAAUACGCUGUGGUUCAAACGUAUGGAGAUACAACCCACACCUUAGUUGAGUAUAUGGGCCCAUACAAAGGCCUGUUCCUACCAGGCUAUGAAAAACCCCUCUUCAAAGACCAACUGCUUGCAAAACUGCCUCCAGGCUGCCUGAGCUUCAUCGACCACAUUGUGGGAAACCAGCCAGAUGAUGAAAUGGUGCCGAUAUCAGACUGGUACCUGAAGUGCCUGCUGUUCCACCGAUUCUGGUCCAUAGAUGAUAAACAGAUCCACACACAGUACAGUUCUCUCAGGUCUAUUGUGGUCACCAACUAUGAAGAGACCAUCAAGAUGCCCAUCAAUGAACCAGCACAUGGAAAAAAGAAGUCGCAGAUCCAGGAAUAUGUUGACUACAAUGGAGGACCUGGAGUGCAGCAUAUUGCCCUAAAUACAUCGAACAUCAUACAAGCAAUAGUGAACCUCAGAGCCCGCGGGAUGGAGUUCUUGUCGGCUCCAGAUACCUACUAUGACAGCCUGCGUGAGAAGCUUAAGACAGCCAAGAUCAAAGUGAAGGAGGACCUGAAGACCCUGCAGGACUUAAAAAUCUUAGUCGACUUUGAUGAUAAGGGCUACCUGCUGCAGAUCUUCACCAAGCCUUUGCAGGACAGGCCUACUCUCUUCCUAGAGGUCAUCCAGAGGAACAACCAUUUUGGCUUUGGAGCUGGUAACUUCAAAUCUCUGUUUGAGGCCAUUGAAAAAGACCAGGACGCCAGGGGCAACCUCACCGCCCUCACUUCAGAUGGUGAUCUGAAGGCUUUCUACUGACAGAUUUACUCGGGUAAAUGUAAGCAGGUAGCAUAUAGGACUUGUCAGAUACCAUAGAAAAGGUUCAGAUAAUAACCUCACAAACUCUAUUCUAUUCACACAAGUAAACCUCUAACAUCUUGACACUUCAUGUGAGAAUUGAACACCAGACUGACUUUAAAGCAAUGUCAAUAAAGCCACUGUUACUGGAAAAAUA
This is a messenger RNA of Pygocentrus nattereri (red-bellied piranha), 1505 nucleotides long. RefSeq names its product 4-hydroxyphenylpyruvate dioxygenase a (gene hpda). The record is from RefSeq and is a predicted model, not a curated record. The transcript has 14 exons. NCBI's taxonomy places the organism in Eukaryota, Metazoa, Chordata, Actinopteri, Characiformes, Serrasalmidae. Gene Ontology annotation, biological process: L-tyrosine catabolic process. Bases 122 to 1309 code for a protein of 395 amino acids. Gene Ontology annotation, cellular component: endoplasmic reticulum membrane; Golgi membrane. Gene Ontology annotation, molecular function: metal ion binding; 4-hydroxyphenylpyruvate dioxygenase activity; lactoylglutathione lyase activity.